This is a messenger RNA of Penicillium lagena, 1356 nucleotides long. Its product is annotated as Salicylate hydroxylase. The coding region runs from base 1 to 1356 and encodes 451 amino acids. Gene Ontology annotation, molecular function: FAD binding; monooxygenase activity. The transcript is spliced from 4 exons. The record is from RefSeq and is a predicted model, not a curated record. NCBI's taxonomy places the organism in Eukaryota, Fungi, Ascomycota, Eurotiomycetes, Eurotiales, Aspergillaceae. Gene Ontology annotation, biological process: secondary metabolite biosynthetic process.
AUGUCUUCCCGCCGAGUGCAUGUUUGUAUCGUGGGUGCUGGUAUUGGGGGCCUGGCAGCGGCCAUUGCCAUGCGUCGCGCCGGGGCCGACGUAACGAUUGGCGCCGGGAUCCAGAUGACACCCAAUGCCUCGGUGCUGCUGCAACGAUGGGGUGUCGACAAGGUGAUCGGGGAGAACCUCGUGCAAUUCGAGGAGCUGAACAUGCGACGCAAAAACGGUACCCCUGUCGGAUACACCAAGAUCUCCGCGGUGGAGAGGGACUUGGGACGACCGUGGUGGCUGGUCCAUCGUGCACAUCUCCAUGAGGGCCUGGCGAAGGUGGCCCAGCAGCUGGGUGCUGUUAUUCAAAUCAACUCGCGCGUCGAGCAGAUUGACCAUCAAGCGAAUCAAGUGGUGGUAACGACGCACCAGGGCACCAAGUACACGGUCGACCUCUGUAUCGGCGCCGACGGCAUCAACAGCAUCGUGCGCAAAGUUCUCUUCCCCAAUGUGAGCCCAGAGCCACCAACGACCAACUGUGCCUACCGCGCAGUGGUCCCAUAUGAGCGCAUUCGCCAGGAUCCCGUUGCCAGCGAGCUCAUCCAGAAGCUGACCAUGGAGGUCUGGAUGGCAGAAAACUCAUAUAUCAUCACCUAUCCGAUCUCUGCGGGCAACGGGUUCAACCUGGUGCUUUCUCAUCAUCGCCCUGAGAAAUUGCGCACGACACAACUAGAUGUGCCCCUUGAGGAAAUGCGAGCAGCGUAUGCGGAUUAUGAUCCGCGAAUCAAGCGUAUCGUCGAUAUGAUCCCCGAGACGGGACGCUGGCCGUUGAUGGUCACCGGGCCGUUGGACUCGUGGUCCUCGCCCCAGAAGAACGUGGUGCUGAUGGGCGACGCGGCACAUUCCAUGGUCAACCAUAUGGCGCAGGGAGCAGCCACCUCGAUGGAGGACGGGGCGUUCUUGGCCAAGUGCGUCGAGGGAGUAGUUCAGGGAAAGCUCAGCCUGCGCGAGGCCAUCCACAUCUAUGAAACGGAGCGCAUGCCCAAAGCAUAUGCCAAACAGCAGCUGUCUUUCCUCAAUGGAGCUAUCUGGAUGUUGCCAGACGGACCGCUGCAAGAGGCGCGCGAUAAGGCGAUGGAGCCGGAAAUAGAAGGAAAAUACUUCGUACGCAGCAGUAACCUCUAUGGAGAUCCCCACUCGGUGCUGGACGUCUAUGGGUACGACGCCGAAGGGCAUGCAAAGGACGCAGUAGCACAGUUCCUCCAGGGAGGCAAAGAACCGGCACAUCCAGUCACCGGCGUCACACCUGGGAUACGGCGCAAGUACAUGGACUGGUUUCUGCCGCAACAGGGCCGGAAGACCGAUGAGAAGCUGUGA